AUGCCCGCCUCCAAAACAACACACCCCCUUCAGAUCAUCUCUUCCGUCUCCGACUCUCCUCUUACCUCUGACCAUGUCGAGCGCCAAUCACCGCCUCCGUCGUCGACCUCCCUGAAAUCGACUCCCACUACGACUUCCAACGCUUGGCUCCAACAGGAUUUCUCCUUCUCCUUCAUCCCACCUCUUCUCUUACCUCUCUGCCUCAGGUCCCUAUGGUCAUGGUGGUUUGAGUUCUGUUCCUCUUCGGAAAUCUUCAAGUUCCGGCUCCGACAAGAUUGCUCCUUCUCCUUCAUCCCACCUCUUCUCUUACCUCUCUUAUCUACAGUCGUCUGCACCCUCCCUCCGGAAUUGACUUCGCCCCCAGAAGCUGCGCCGCCUCCGCCAGCUUCCGCUAGCACCGCAACAACGACAACCUCCUGUUGCAGGUAA
Molecule: messenger RNA, 429 nt
Organism: Lactuca virosa
Lineage: Eukaryota; Viridiplantae; Streptophyta; Magnoliopsida; Asterales; Asteraceae
Source: the annotation of a GenBank genome assembly